Molecule: messenger RNA, 583 nt
Organism: Entrophospora sp. SA101
Lineage: Eukaryota; Fungi; Glomeromycota; Glomeromycetes; Entrophosporales; Entrophosporaceae
Source: the annotation of a GenBank genome assembly
UUUCUUUGAGUACCGUUUCGAAAGAAUAUCAAAGAAGUCUGGACGAAUGCCAUGGAUAUAUCAGAAGAUGGGUGCUCAAAUUUGGCAUGUACGUAUAUUUGCGCAUUUUCUUCCAGAUUCACCAAAAGAACACGAUACAUAUCCUCUUGUAAGAAGGCAAGAAACAAAAACUCAAAAAAGAAGCGCCAUUGAUUUGGAAUCAUUUCCAAAUAGUGACAAAAAUGAGGAUGAGUGUGAUGGACUUUUGCUGUUAUUAAAAUUAAAACCAUCACAAAAUAGAAAAUGGUUAUUUAAUGGAGAAAACAUCUCAAAAAAUCUUCUAAGCAAAAAAAAUAAGGGAAUAAAAAAACAAACUUGCUCACUUGACUACGGAAUUCUAAAUAUUCAAGAUCCCCUUGCAAAUAGAUAUCUGCCAGAUAAUUUUAUUGAACAUUACAAAAAGUUUAGUGCAGGUGAUAGCAAAGAUUAUAUAACAAUAGAUGAUAUUGGUACAAAAAUCAAAAAACUCUGUCUUAUAUCAGAUAAUUUGGUCCCUGAAAAAAAGAAAGAAUUUGAAAUAUUCCUAGAAUAUUUAAAAAACUAA